AUGGCUACCAUUGUCCUCGGCGCCCAGUGGGGCGAUGAAGGCAAGGGAAAACUUGUGGAUAUUCUCUGUCCAACGGUUAAACUCUGCGCCAGAGCCCAAGGUGGAAACAACGCAGGGCAUACCAUCGUCGCGAACGGCGUCACAUAUGAUUUCCACCUUCUGCCAUCCGGAUUGAUCAACCCCGAGUGUACAAACCUGAUCGGCUCUGGUGUUGUUGUCCACGUUCCGUCUUUCUUCAAGGAGUUGAAGGAUUUGGAGGCCAAAGGACUGCAAAAUGCGAAAGAUAGAAUCUUCCUCAGCGAUAGAGCCCAAGUUGUGUUCGAUUUGCACCAAUUGGUUGAUGGCUUAGAGGAGGUUGAGUUGGGCGGGAAGAGCAUUGGAACGACAAGGAAGGGUAUUGGACCAUCUUACUCAACGAAAGCUACUCGAAGCGGAGUUCGCAUUGCAGAGAUCUUCAACGAGGUCACUUUCGAGGAGAAGCUGCGAGAAUUGGCCCGUGGAUUCAAGAAGCGGUACGGGGAUCUGCUACAGUACGAUGUCGAGGAAGAGAUUUCAAGAUUCAAGGAAUACCGCAGAGAUCUUGCCCCUUUUGUCGUCGAUGCUAUUCCACUUAUCCAAUCCGCCCAGCAAGCCUCGUUGCCCAUUCUUAUUGAAGGGGCCAAUGCCCUUAUGCUCGAUCUUGACUACGGCACCUAUCCCUACGUAACAUCUUCAAACACAGGCUUAGGAGGAAUCUUCACUGGGCUGGCAAUAAACCCAGCGAAAAUCUCCAGUAUCAUCGGGGUCGUGAAAGCGUAUACCACCCGCGUAGGCGGUGGCCCGUUCCCCACCGAGGACCUUGGAGAAGACGGCACGAAACUCCAAGAGAUCGGCCGCGAAUUCGGCGUGACGACAGGACGAAAACGACGCUGUGGAUAUCUCGACCUAGUAGUCGUGAAAUAUAGCGCUGCCAUAAACCACUACACAUCUCUCAACGUCACCAAGCUAGAUGUCUUAGAUACAUUCCCAACGCUCAAAGUAGCAACAGCAUACAUCCACCCCGACACAGGCGAGAAACUGGAAUCCUUCCCCGCGGAUUUGGAGCUUCUAAGUCGGAUUAAGGUUGAGUAUAAGGAAUUGAAGGGUUGGGAAAAGAGCACAACCGGAGCGGCGACAUUUUGGGAUUUGCCGAAGGAGGCAAGGGAAUAUGUGGACUUCAUUGAGAACUUCGUUGGGAUUAAGGUCCAGUAUAUUGGAACUGGACCAGGGAGAGAAAGCAUGAUCAAGAGAUUUGAUUGA
Venustampulla echinocandica is the source of this 1278-nucleotide messenger RNA. RefSeq names its product Adenylosuccinate synthetase. The coding region runs from base 1 to 1278 and encodes 425 amino acids. Gene Ontology annotation, biological process: IMP metabolic process; 'de novo' AMP biosynthetic process. Gene Ontology annotation, molecular function: GTP binding; adenylosuccinate synthase activity. NCBI's taxonomy places the organism in Eukaryota, Fungi, Ascomycota, Leotiomycetes, Helotiales, Pleuroascaceae. The transcript is spliced from 2 exons. The record is from RefSeq and is a predicted model, not a curated record. Gene Ontology annotation, cellular component: cytoplasm.